AUGCAGACCCAUUCAGAAGCAAACACUUUAUAUACUCCUUUACAUCGAAGCGAUUUGUGUUUAACUCCGUAUUGUAUCAAAGCAGCAAAUUAUCUGCUCGAAAGUAUUGAUGAAACAAUCAAUCCAUGUGAAAACUUCUAUGAGUUUGCUUGUGGAAAAUAUAUUAAAAAUGCCAUAAUAUUAUCGGAAAGUAGUGAACAGAGUACUAUGUCACAAAUAUCAAAAAAAUUAAGAUAUACAAUUGCCGAUUUGUUAUCAUCAAAUAGAACAAAGAAGUCCAAAGCAAUUACUAAUGCUCGUCGUUUAUAUAGUUCUUGUAUAGACGAAGCUACUAUCGAAACGGAAGGUGUUGAUGUAAUAAUGUCAAUGAUCAAUAAAGAGCUUGGAGGAUGGCCUGUCUUGCAAGGCUCGGCCUGGAAUGAAUCAACAUUUGAUUUUGAUCGAUUGAUGCUCAAAUUAAGUCAAUACAAUAGCUACAUAUUUUAUACUGUAAACACAGAUGUUGAUGAGAAGAAUUCAUCGAUUCGAAGUAUUCAUUACUUUACGAUGCAAAAUCAACUAGAUUCUCGCGAAACUGUUCGCACAACACUCGGUAAUCUUUCACAUACAAUCAAUGUCAGCUUUGAUUCUUCUAACUAUAUUCGUCGCUUGUAUCUAUUGGCUAACGUCUCUGUGAUUGAUGCCGACAUUGUAAUUGUGCGUGCACCCAAACUUCUGCAUGGUAUUUCGUCAAUUAUUAAUCGGCAAACAGCACGUACCAUACAAAACUAUAUGAUAUGGCGCUUCAUGAUGGAUCGAGCUUGGCAUAUGCCAAAACGAUUUCGAAAUAUUGUACAACAAUUUACUCAGGUAUUUCAUGGCACAAGUACUGAAGAGUCACGUGCAACUACAUGUGCCAAUUAUGUCAAUAUAGUGAUGAGCUUGACGGUUUCAAAACUUUACAUCGAAGAAUAUUUCCAUAAGGAUACUCGAAAAGAAACAAUUGAAAUGAUCAACAAUAUUCGAAAUAUUUUCAUCACGAUGGUCAAUCAAUCGACAUGGAUGGAUUCGAAAUCGAAAAUCAUAGCGAUUAUAAAAGCUCGAGCUAUUAAAGCAAAACUUGGUUAUCCUGAUUAUUUAGAGAGUGAUAAUAUGACGAAACUUGAUAAAGCCUAUGCUGAGUAUAAUUUCAAUUUAUCUUAUAUGCCGAAUGUUUUGAGUGCCAUUCAACUACAUUCAAAAGCUAGUCUUCAAAUGCUUCGCUAUCCUAUCGAUAGUAAACAAUGGACUGUGUUUCCAGCUGUCAUACUUCAAACACCUUUGUUCGACAGAGAUGCACCUAAGUAUCUUAACUAUGGUGGUAUUGGCUUUAUUAUGGGACAUGAGAUUGCACAUGGAUUUGGCGAUGAAGGGAAAGAAUAUGAUCUGAAUGGAAAUGAAGUUUUAUGGUGGACUAAUUCGACUGUCAACACAUUUGACAUACGUAAAAAAUGUAUCAACGAACAAUACGACAACUAUAAUUUGACUCAAGUCAAUCAUUCAAUAAACGGACGAAAAACACAAAAUGAAAAUAUCGCCGACGAUGCAGGACUCAAACAGGCAUUCUUCGCGUAUCAGCAAUGGGCUAAGACCCAUAAAAAUGUUGACAAGAAACUUCCCGGUUUAACCAAAUAUUCAGCAGAACAAAUGUUCUUUCUCAAUUUUGGUCAUAUAUGGUGUAAAAAAAUUACAGAUGAAUCUCUGCACUCUAAUUUAGUACUGGCUCAACAUUCCCCUGCACAAUUCAGAGUACGUGGUCCCACCUCGAAUUUUGUUGAAUUCGAUCGAGUAUUCGGCUGCAAAGCAGGUCAAGGCAAUAGUCGAGUGAACAAGUGCGACAUAUGGUAG
Adineta steineri is the source of this 1866-nucleotide messenger RNA. Lineage: Eukaryota; Metazoa; Rotifera; Eurotatoria; Adinetida; Adinetidae. The record is from the annotation of a GenBank genome assembly.